AUUCCAAAAAGUUUCCACAAUUUUCCUUCUCCUUUUCCCGCUCUCUUAAUCUUCCUCCUUACAUGUCUUUUCAGCCAAGAAAUUAUCCUCCAAACUUCCACAUUUCUCAUUGUUAACCAGUUUUACUUCCAAAUUUCACUCCUAAAUUCCAAUUAAUUUCAUCUAUGGCUUCACAAUUUCGCAUAUAUCUCACCAUCUUCAUCAUCUUCGUUUCUUUUCAUCGAAGCAGGUUUUCAUGCUGCGGAGAAAGGGAGAAGGAGAAAACAUUGGCUAUUAUAAAGCCAGAUGGGCUUUAUGGUAACUACACUGAUGAAAUUAAAAAUAUAAUUAUGGAUUCUGGGUUUGGCAUUAAAAGGGAGACAAAGAUUCAGCUUGAUGUGGAUAGUGUGAAGGCCUUCUACGAUGAGCAUUCAUCUAAAAGCUUUUUCCAUAGUCUCGUCAAGUAUAUGACGAGCGGUCCAGUCUUGGUAAUGAUUCUGGAAAAGGAAAAUGCUGUCUCUGAUUGGCGCAAGUUGAUCGGACCGACUGAUGCAGAGAAGGCGAAGGUCACUCAUCCUCAGAGCAUCAGAGCUAUGUGUGGCUUCAGCUUGGAGAGGAAUUGUGUCCAUGGGUCUGAUUCAGUUGAAUCUGCUUCAAGGGAGAUAUCAUUUUUCUUUGAUUUACAGAACGCAAGCCAUGAUGAGUUGUGAAGGUACACUCCAGAACGAAACCAAAUUUUAUGCCUCUCAUAUUGCAUCCCUCUUGUGUAAACUGCUAACAUAAAAAUCUGAUGUAAUAUAUGAUGAUGCUAGUUUUAUGAUCUAGGUCUAGUAUUCUCUAUUUCCAAUUAGAGGCUUUCACAAGUGGCCAAUUGUUGUUUACGGAAAGGAGGUGGUAACCUAGGAAACUUUGACAUGUUCAAUUCCAAGCUUUGUGGAUGGUGUAAUAUCUUGAGAAAUCUUCAUUAUUUGCAUCAGUAACGUUUGGAGAAAUCUUGAUUGUCUACACUCUGCUGGAGAAAGAGAAAUUUUUUA
Messenger RNA from Beta vulgaris subsp. vulgaris (sugar beet), 1013 nucleotides. Its product is annotated as probable nucleoside diphosphate kinase 5. Bases 165 to 689 code for a protein of 174 amino acids. NCBI's taxonomy places the organism in Eukaryota, Viridiplantae, Streptophyta, Magnoliopsida, Caryophyllales, Amaranthaceae. Gene Ontology annotation, molecular function: nucleoside diphosphate kinase activity. The transcript has 5 exons. Gene Ontology annotation, biological process: CTP biosynthetic process; GTP biosynthetic process; UTP biosynthetic process. The record is from RefSeq and is a predicted model, not a curated record.